GUUGACCGCGAUGGAAUCGAAAACACACGCCCCCAAAGUCAUACAAGGAAUACAAGGAAGGGUACUAACUAACAUGGGCACAUCAACAGCCGAGGUUGGCGGCAACAAGGCAUCAAGCCUCCAUAUCGGAGGCGAAACACCGGUUCUGGCCGUCUGGGGCGGCAUUGGAUUCAGCCGGCGUCCGCUAAAGGAUUUGCGUGAUCUCUAUCACCUCUACGAGGACGAGCUCUCGGAAUUUGUCCAGCACUGCAGCGGCGUCCUACGAUCCCUUACCUUGCAAGACCCGAUCGUUGACGGGCACAUCGAAAACAAGAGCAAGAGCAGGGCUGCCGAGUGUUUACAAAUUCAGCAAGACCUCGCGGGUUGGCUAGCAGACCCGUCGGUCCGUCGGCCGCCCGUGCUUCCGCAGGUGGUGACGGCGGUUGUCACCACCAUACUACAAAUGUCCCGCUAUGUCGUGAUGGCGAAACGGCUCGGCGUGACCCCGGGCGAGCUGGCGUCUCGCUUCACGGCCUUUGCCGGCCACUCGAUCGGGAUGAUCGUUGCCGUCAGCAUGGCAGCCGCCGACUCAUGGUCCUCCCUCUACCACCUAGCCGAGGUAGCCCUGACCGACAUGUACCGCGCCGACCACCUGCUCAGCUCGGUCUGGGACCAGAGCGUGCCCGUUCCUCCCUCCGCCGCAGCGGAGUGUGUCCGGCGCGGGGAGGGCGUCCCGACGCCCAUGCUGUCUAUCACAGGUACGGCACGGAGCAGGGUCAUGUCCGAGAUGGUUCAGGUCAACCUUGACAUGGCUCCCGAGCGGAAGCUACACCUGGCCGUUAUCAACGAUGUCGAUGCCUUCGUGGUGGCGGGCGGUCCCGAAGGUCUGGUCCGGUUUUGCGCCCGGCUGCGGACACCGACCCCGCUGUACGAGCAGACCGCUUCCUCCUCGUCCUCCGCCUUCUCCUUCUCGCCCUCUUCCCCGCUUAGCCAACCCCGGCAGGCGGAUCCUGGUAUGGGCUCGCUCCAGUUCUUGCCCUGCUGCGUUCCCUUCCACUCCCCGCACAUGCAGAGGGCGACGUCCUUGCUCGCCGAGCGCUCGGCCGAGCAUACCGCUUUGACGAGGGAGCAGAUUCGGGUGCCCGUGUGGGGACUGGACGCACUCUUAACCGAGGCCCCGAACCUGGCGGGGGACUUGGGCGCCCGCAUCAGCCAGCUAAUCCUAUCCCGGGAGGUGAACUGGCCUGCCAUCCUGGAGCCCAUGACGGGCCGCUGGCAGGUUUUGGACUUUGGCCCUGGCGGUCUCAGCGGUAUCGGUAUGGUCGUUGAUAGGAUGAAGGCAGGCUCCCGGUCCCAGACAUAUGUCGUGUGCCCAGCGGGUAUCUGGGGCUUCCGGGGAAGUAAGCCGGGCGCCAAGGGAGCGGAUCCGGCUGCUUCUUCCCCAUCUCCUCCCCAGCUGCUCACUCUGCUACCCAUGGCGAGCGCUAGGGGGAGCCCCCGGAGCUACGCCAGCGUCGAGUUUGAGCCGCCCCGCGCGUCAGCCCCUGAGACCCCGAGGCCCGCAGCCGCGUCGAGGUUCACCGAGUCUCUGGGGCUUCCCCGCGUAUUGGUGGCCGGCAUGACGCCUACCACAUGCGACGUCGACCUGGUCGCGGCCGCCAUGAAUGCCGGCUUCUACGCCGAGUUCGCGACGGGCGGCUACCACGACGCCCCGUCCCUAGUGGCCGCCUUGAGACGGCUCGCCACUAUGAUCCCUGAGGGGCGCAUGAUCACGGUCAACGUCGUGUACGCGAACCCGCAGAGCCUCGUCUGGGUGGUACCGCAACUGGCGGCGCUCGUGCGGGAGGGAUGUCCCAUCGGCGGCCUCGUCAUCGGCGCCGGUGUGCCGGGUCCGCCGGUCGUGGCCGGGUACGUUGAGGCGCUGCAGCCAUGCUACAUCGGCUUCAAGCCCGCGACGGCCGAGGCCAUUCAGCGUGUGCUGGACAUUGCAAGGGAGCACCCGACGCUGCCCGUGCUGUUGCAGUGGACCGGCGGCCGGGCCGGCGGACACCAUUCGCUCGAAGACUUCCACCAGCCCAUACUCGAAACGUACAGAGCCAUCCGCGAGGUCGGGAAUGUCGUCUUGGUUGCGGGUAGCGGGUUCGGCGACGCCGGGGGCGCGUGGCCCUAUAUCUCGGGCCGGUGGUCCCAGGGGUUUGGCCGCCCUCCCAUGCCUUUCGAUGCCGUCCUGAUCGGUACCUGCAUCAUGACGACGCUCGAGGCCAAGACGAGCAUUAAUGCAAAGAGAGCCAUGAUCGAAUGUCGCGGCGUUCCGGACACCGAGUGGACGGCCACCAUGUCAAAGCCCGGAGGCGUGGGGGGUGUUAUCUCGGUCGUGUCGCACCUCGGCGAGGCCAUGCACGUCGUGGCCACGCGCGGAAUGCUCCUGUGGGCGGAGCUCGACCGGACCCUGUUUAGCAAACCCAAGGCCGCCAUGGCUGAGGCGAUCCGCGUGCGGCGCGCUGACCUGAUCGCCCGGCUCAACGCCGACUACCAGAAAGUCUGGUUCCCCUGGGACUAUGCCGCGAGCAUGGCGGCCGACGACCUCGGGGACAUGACUUAUCGAGACGUCCUGCGCCGCAUGCUCGAGCUGAUGACCAAGCCCGCAAUCAGGGGCGAGUGGGCUCACCCGUCUUACCGUGGAAUCUUCGGCGACUUUUUGGUGCGCACCCUCGAGCGCUUUGGAGGCAGUGCCUCACGCGCCACGGCUCUGGCGGCGGACUUAGCAACCCUCGAGUGCCCGCUAGAACAGCUCGGUGCCGUGACGGCCCGGGUACCCCAGUGUGGACACCACUUCCUAGGGGUGGAGGACGCCGCCUACUUCGUCGACAUCUGUAGUCGACCAGGGCAGAAGCCGGUCCCAUUUGUGCCGGUUUUGGACGCUGACUUCCUUGUAUGGUUCAAGAAAGACCCCCUCUGGCAGUCCGAGAAUCUUGAGUCGACGCACCACGGCGACGUUGGCCGCGUGUGCAUCCUGGCUGGUCCGGUAGCCAUCCGGCACUGCCGAGAAGCCGACGUCGCGGUAGGCGUUUUCCUUCGCGGCAUCGAUCAGGGUAUCAGGGACCGCGAGGCGCGGGCUGGGGUGGCACCGCCUGCCUUUCAUCUCACCACCACGUCGCUCCGCCAGGAGGACGAGCUCAUCCAGGCGGUGGGGUGCCCAUCCCGCCUAGUCCUCGGCCUAGACACCGUGGAAGUCGCCAAGGAUACACCCCCGGAAGCCCCCAGUCUGGACAAUGACAGCUGGCUUCUUUUGCUUGGGUCGCGCCUAGGUCGGUGGGGCCUCUAUGCCCUGGGUACGAGGAGGUUAGUGUCAGGUGGACGGGCGUACGAGAAUCCCAUCCGCCGCCUGUUCUCUGUCCGCCCAGGCGCUCUGGUGCGGUUCUUCGGCAAGGACGCCGAUCAUGGCCAUUAUACCGGGGCCGAGAUGUGUAGCGACAUCGACACCGUCCGGCUGUGGAUAGACGGUGACACAAUCACGGCGGCCAUCGCGAGCCGCUGCACCGUGGACAAGGCACAGGAAGAAUGUCCGCUCCGGUUUGCCUACAACGAGCUCCGCCCCUACGCGCCCCUCUGCGAGAUGAUGCACGACCGGUUGGACCGGAUCAGCCACUUUUACUGGAGGACGCUUCUCGGCGGGGGUCUAAAGCGGCCGGAAGAGCGCAACCCCAUCGCCCUAAGGCACGCCCCCCCUGACCGCGCCGCAGGCGAGGUGCCCAUCGAGUUCGCGACCGUCUUAGUCAACGAGGCAACGUGGCGCCACCUCCUCUCCUGGGACAUGGAUGCCUCCAGGCUCCUCCACCAGCACACGGCGGUCACGCUUCGCGAGGGCCAGAAGGCGCUGUCCGUCGGAGACACCGUCACGGUCGAGUCGCGGGUGACCUCCGCUAGCAAUGGCGAGUCGGGCGUCAUGGCUUGCUUCUCCAUGACGCUGGCGCGUGACGGCCGAGAAUUCGUCGACCUGGUCUUGCACUUCGUGUUCCUCGGGCAGCAGUUGGCUGACUCGCUGUGCUUCGAGGAUGAGAAGAAGAAGAACAAGAAGAAGAAGAAGGAGGAGGAGGAGGAGGAGGGAAGGGAAUUCAUCGAUACCCAGGCUGACCCGCUCGCCAGCUUCCUAGAACAAGCCGCAACAACGGACGUAGGGGAACGACUGCCGCUGCCGUCGGAACGGACGCUCGAGACGGUUAGCGUGACCACGCCCGAUAACAGCGUCGAGUACGCCGUCGUUAGCGGCGACUUCAAUCCCAUCCAUACCCUGCCUGCCUUUGCACGUUUGGCUGGGUUCUCUGGUCCCAUUCUCCACGGUAACCAGACGGCCGCGCUCGUGCUGCAAGCCAUCCGAUGUGCGGUUCCCGGGGCCAACGCCGCCACGCUGCGCCGUUACCAUUGUAGCUUCCUUUCUGUGGUCUGGCCCAACGACACCCUGACCGUCACAAUCAAGCGGGUGGCCACGAACAGGGGCAGCCGCCCCGUGCUCGGCUUUGCGGCCCGCCGCACAGGCGAGACCGAGGAACUGGUCCUGGAGGGCGAGGCCGUCCUCGAGGCACCCCCUACGACCUUCCUCUUUACCGGCCAGGGUAGCCAAUUCCAGGGGAUGGGUCUUGAUCUCGCCGCUCAGAGCCUUGCGAGCCGCAAGGUGUGGGCCGAAGCGGAUGCCUACUUUGAACAGGACUGGGGAUUUUCCAUCACCGAUAUCAUCAAGCAGAAUCCGGUCAAGCUAACCGUUCACUUCUCCGGUGUGCGCGGUCAACAUGUCAGGCAGAACUACAUGGACGCCCAGGCCAUGGCACGUUCCUGCGCACUCGACUGCGAGGUAAAUCUUUUCAGCGGGCUGCACGCGCGCUCGCGGUCUUACACGUUCUACUGCAAGGACGGCCUCCUGGGCACGACGCAGUUCGCUCAGCCGGCCCUCGUCGUGACCGAGACGGCCGCCUUUGCGCACCUCCGACAGCUAGGCCGCGUGCCGCCCCAGUCGCGGUUCGCUGGCCACUCGCUCGGCGAGUUUGCCGCUCUCUCCGUCAUGACCGCCGCGUUACCGCUCAGGGCGGCGCUCAAGACCGUCUUUACCCGCGGCGCGCUGAUGCAGGCUGCCGUGCCGAGGGAUACUGCGGGCCGGAGCGGGUUCGGCAUGGUGGCCGUUGACCCGUCGCGUGUGGGGAAUGCUUUCCAAGAGAAGCACAUCCUAGAGAUGGUCCAGGCUAUCACGGUUCGCACCGGGCUCCUACUCGAGAUGGUCAACCUCAACGUCAAGGGCCAGCAGUACGUGUGCGCUGGCGAUAAACGGUGCCUCCACCUCCUCCAGCGGGUCACCGACGAGCUGCACGCCCACCAAACCUUGUCACCUCGGCCUAUCGCCGACUUGGUGGCGAAGCACGCCCCCAGCAUUGCGGUCGUCUCUCCGAACGACCUCGUCCUAGUUCGCGGGGAGGCGACCAUGCCACUCAAGGGCAUCGAUGUACCUUUCCACUCCACCCAACUAGCCUGCAUGGGAGGGGCCUUCAGGCACACACUCGUGAAUAGCAUCAGCCGAGCCAGUGUCAGACCCGAGGACCUUAUUGGGAGGUGGAUCCCCAACGUAACGGGAAAGCCGUUUGCUACGGACCGGAAAUACGUACAGCUCGUAGCGGAACUUACGGGCUCUCCUCGAAUUGUGGCCCUCCUUGCCGGGAUGGAGUAG
Chaetomium fimeti is the source of this 5692-nucleotide messenger RNA. Its product is annotated as acyl transferase domain-containing protein. Gene Ontology annotation, molecular function: fatty acid synthase activity; enoyl-[acyl-carrier-protein] reductase (NADH) activity. NCBI's taxonomy places the organism in Eukaryota, Fungi, Ascomycota, Sordariomycetes, Sordariales, Chaetomiaceae. The transcript has 4 exons. The record is from RefSeq and is a predicted model, not a curated record. The coding region runs from base 11 to 5692 and encodes 1893 amino acids. Gene Ontology annotation, biological process: long-chain fatty acid biosynthetic process. Gene Ontology annotation, cellular component: fatty acid synthase complex.